Molecule: messenger RNA, 1287 nt
Organism: Pyrenophora tritici-repentis Pt-1C-BFP
Lineage: Eukaryota; Fungi; Ascomycota; Dothideomycetes; Pleosporales; Pleosporaceae
Product: SCA7 multi-domain protein
Biological process (GO): regulatory ncRNA-mediated heterochromatin formation; RITS complex assembly; regulation of transcription by RNA polymerase II
Cellular component (GO): SAGA complex
Source: RefSeq, a predicted model, not a curated record
AUGGCUACGAACGGGGCGCGAAAGGCACCUUCAGCCGCGACAUCUGAGGACUCUGCAAACCUACUAGACACAAGCACAAUCAAAGCCGUUGUGAAGUCGGAGAAGACCAGGAUCAAGUUGAAGAUUAAGAAGCCGGUUCCCAAGCCUUCAAAGUCUGGGAAUUGGAAGGAAAGCGAGGCAGUCAAUGUCGAGAAUAAGCCUGCUGCCCCGUCGACUACCUCGCCUGUGAUUAACCCUCUCGACGAGAAGACCAUCGCCGGCUUCCCCAGCGGCCGCCCGCUAGACGACAAAGUAGACACCGUUCAGUGCAAACACUGUCGCCGACCAGUUCUUCGCGCAUCUUCGGCAUCACACAUCCGCGACUGUCUAAACAAGAAACAGGAGAAACUGAAGAAGAAGAAGGAGGCCAAGGAGGCGAAAGACGCAGCACUCCGGAAAGAAAAGGGUGAAGAUGACGAGGGCGGAAAAUCGCGAAAGUCGGCCAUCAAGGGCGCAUCCAUAGACGGUGAUGGCGCAAAGAAGGGAAAGAAGAGGAAGCUAGAUGGUGAUGCGGAGAAGGCACCAAAUGCAAAGAAAAAGAAGAAGGACGAACCAAAGCAAAAGGGCGCCAAACCAAAGGGUCCAGUCGAUGUAGAGAGGCAAUGUGGUGUCUCGCUUCCAAACGGCGGAUAUUGCGCGAGAAGUUUGACGUGCAAGAGCCAUAGUAUGGGUCUCAAGAGAGCCGUUCCUGGCCGAAGUCUGCCAUACGACAUGUUGCUUGCGCAAUACCAAAAGAAGAACCAGGCCAAGAUCCAACGGUCCCUCAUCGACGCAAACGCCCCUCUCCCAGAAGAUCUCGAACCCUCCGGUGCCGUCGACUCGGACGAGGAGAAAGACUCCAUCAUGGCCGCUCUUGCCCGUCACAGACCCCGCCCCCUAGCAACCUACACCCACACAUCUCAACGCUCAAAAUACCAGUACAUUCGCAUGAAGGGUUUAAUCCGCUCCGCUCUCGGUGCACCACCCGGUGGCGGCGGCUCAAUGUACUCGGGCGCUGACAACAUGAGCACAGCACGCGGUAUGGGACUUGGCAUGAUGGGUGCUCCUCUCAGUGCUACAAAUGAGCAUUUCCCCCAAAGCGCGGGGUUUAGUGCGCCGUUGAGUGCUGGGCUUGAUGGCGGCCCCGGAAGUCGCAGACAGAGUGCUAUUGGUAAUGGGGGUGGUGGCCCGAGACAGAUUCUUCCUGGACAGUUGCCGGGCCCGGGACAGCAGAGGAAGGGUAGUAUGGCUAGUGUUGGGGCUACGUGA